AUGGCUGGAAACUCAUCAUGUCUGAGGCUUUUCAUCUUAGGUGUCUCCCUCCUCUCUUGCUCGUUCCAAUGCUUCUGUCUUUGUAAUGUAAACAGAAAAGGUGAAACUAGAAGCACUACUGCUGGGAUCAAAGGGAUGUUUGUGUUCGGAAGCUCUCUGGUUGACAAUGGCAACAACAACUUCCUACAAAACUCACUGGCCAGAGCUGAUUACUGGCCAUAUGGCGUUGAUUUUCCUCUUGGGCCUUCUGGGAGAUUCACAAAUGGAAAGAAUGUCAUCGAUCUUCUUGGAGAGCAGCUUAAGAUACCUUCCUUGAUUCCAGUAUUCGCUGAUCCCCAAACUAAAGGAAGCAAAAUUGUUCAUGGUGUCAACUUCGCUUCUGGUGCUUCUGGUAUACUCGAUGAUACUGGCUCCUUAGCGGGACAUGUAAUGAGUCUGAACGAGCAAAUAAGAAAUUUCGAGGAGGUAACUUUGCCAGAGUUGAAAACCCAGUUAGGGUUUGGGAUGGGGUGCAGUAAAAGCUUGGGAUCAUCAGUUGGUAACUACUUGUUUGUGGUGGGAACUGGUGGUAACGAUUACUCUUUCAACUACUUCCUGGCCAACCCCAAUAAUGUCAGUCUUCAAGUCUUCACCGCCAAUCUCACUUCAUCUCUCUCCACACAACUAAAGGAUAACUAUGGCAGAUAG
Messenger RNA from Fragaria vesca subsp. vesca, 687 nucleotides. Its product is annotated as GDSL esterase/lipase At5g08460-like. Bases 1 to 687 code for a protein of 228 amino acids. Lineage: Eukaryota; Viridiplantae; Streptophyta; Magnoliopsida; Rosales; Rosaceae. The record is from RefSeq and is a predicted model, not a curated record. Gene Ontology annotation, molecular function: hydrolase activity, acting on ester bonds. The transcript is spliced from 3 exons.